This is a messenger RNA of Orbicella faveolata, 1366 nucleotides long. RefSeq lists its product as uncharacterized. Lineage: Eukaryota; Metazoa; Cnidaria; Anthozoa; Scleractinia; Merulinidae. The record is from RefSeq and is a predicted model, not a curated record. Gene Ontology annotation, molecular function: calcium ion binding.
UUUUUUGAACGGCUCAUUACAUAACUAACACAUAUCCAUGAUUUGUUCAUAUCGCUAGCCAUGCAGAAGGACCCUUCAUCGCUGAUGUGUUAAACCGCUACUAAUGAUGUUUAGCUUCUUUAUUCAAGUGGGACUUUUAGCCUUUGGAAUCUUCACAGACUUGAGUUAUCCAGUGGUAAGCGAGAUUUACGUUGAUGGGAGCAAAGGUUUGAAGCGAGACCCUCACCUUGGCAUCGCGUACGCCAACUUUGUAGCGCACAAAUUUAGUCGCCUGGACUUAACUCCUCUCGUUUCCACGUCAGUAAAGGAGAUAAAAGAGUGCGGUAAACUUUGCCUCGAUCAUCUGUCGUGUUUUUCCUUCAACUACGCGGCUUUCCGCGACAACAUGGAGAGAAAAAUUUUAUGCCAACUUUUGCAAAGUGAUAAAUACAGCGAGUCAAACAUGUUUGCGCCAAGCCCAAUAUUCCAUCACUUCAGUAUAAAGACUCCUUGUUCCAGCAGUCCUUGUGCUAACAAUUCAACUUGUGUGGCAAAGUACGAGAGUGGCGAUUACCAAUGUGCAUGUGCUCCAGGAUAUAGUGGAAGGCAUUGCGAAAUAGGUAUUUCACAAUCAAAUUUACAAUGAUCAUCAUUUAGUUGCUUGUGAUGCAAUGAUGCAGGCUGGCAUAAUGGAAAGCUUAGGUUCUUGUCCAUCAGGCUGAAUGGAUCACUGAGGGCGGUCACUGCAGGUCAUUAGUUUGCUAAGAGUAAAUGAUGAGGCGUUAUCAGCUGUCGCAAAUGCCGUAACAAUAAUCACAAGUUAGAUCAUCUAAACUAUUGACACAAAUAUCGUAAUAAUCGAUCAUUCGGAAGAGUCUGCAUGGAAGCUCGAGACAAAAGUAUCCUAGAAUUAUCUUCGUAAAACACUGGCUGUGUUACGUCAAAAUGAUCUGGUGAAUAAACCGGACGCACCAGUUUGUACGAUAAAAAGUCAAACACGAUAUUCACAUUUUGAAUGAGACUGGAAAAGUUUUGGCACGAUUCCGAUGUAAAUGACACGCGUAUCAAAAAAACUAGCCCUGCACAGAUACAUUUCGUUGUGUAAAGGACAUUUUCUCACCCGUGCUCGGACCCAUAUUCAAUUUCAAAGAAAAACUCGGCGUGGAUGAGGAGAAGUCGCUUACUGAACGAAUAAACGUUUCCGUGCCAGGCAAUUGUUUUUGGUACGUGUACCAUUUAUGUCGGAACCGUGCCAGUAACGCUUUUUAGCGCGUGAAUAACUUAACACUGACCGUCUCAUGCCGCAGACGCAGACUUCUCCAGUAUAUAAAUGCAAUCAUUUAUACUGGAGUCAGUUCAGGAAUCAGAUCUUAGUUUGCAUGCAUUA